AUGGCUUUAUCAUCAAUACCUUACUUAAAAGCUGUUGAAACAACUCUAACCGCAUGCCUAUGUAUAACAAAUUUUCCAUCAGAAUAUGUUGAAAAACAUGAUAAACCCGAAAUUGAAACACAAUAUAGUUUGGAAAUAAUAGCACCUAAUCCAAUGAUAGUGACAAAAAAUGAAAAGGAAAGAGUAAAAUUUGAAGUAUCAUUCAAUUCAAUAAGGCUUAGUAUUUUGGUGAAACAAUCUGAUGAUGUAGAAAAAAUACUGUGCCGACGAUUUAUGAGACAUAUGAUGCUAAGAGCUUCUACUGAUUUCCCAGUUUUAAGAAAAAAAGUCGCUCAUUCUGAUUACAGUAUUACAUUUUUACUUACGAAUAAACACAUGAUUGAUUAUAAUAAAAGGAAAUUAGUAGAUUUCAUCAUCUAUUUUAUGGCCGAAGUUGAUAAAGACAUUAAUGAAAUGAAAAUCAGUUUAAAUUCAAGAGCCAGGUUAUGUGCUGAAGAAUUCCUUAAAAUGUUUUAA
Gordionus sp. m RMFG-2023 is the source of this 516-nucleotide messenger RNA. RefSeq names its product actin-related protein 2/3 complex subunit 4-like. Gene Ontology annotation, biological process: actin filament polymerization; Arp2/3 complex-mediated actin nucleation. The coding region runs from base 1 to 516 and encodes 171 amino acids. NCBI's taxonomy places the organism in Eukaryota, Metazoa, Nematomorpha, Gordioida, Chordodea, Parachordodidae. Gene Ontology annotation, molecular function: actin filament binding. Gene Ontology annotation, cellular component: actin cytoskeleton; Arp2/3 protein complex. The transcript has a single exon. The record is from RefSeq and is a predicted model, not a curated record.